Messenger RNA from Trametes versicolor FP-101664 SS1, 576 nucleotides. RefSeq lists its product as uncharacterized. The transcript has a single exon. The annotation marks the transcript as partial. Lineage: Eukaryota; Fungi; Basidiomycota; Agaricomycetes; Polyporales; Polyporaceae. The record is from RefSeq and is a predicted model, not a curated record.
CUGCGCCAGGAGUUCAGAGAGCUGGAGUUGCUGGAUGAAAUCACCAAGCUGCACUACCUCGGCAAGAUCUCACCCAAAGUGAGAGGCAUUACUCACAAUGGGCUUGUUCAUUCAUUCAGAAAAUGGAAGGGAGAGCAGUUCAUGCCAAAGACAAUGCACAGGGCCCUGAAAUGGAAUGUUGGUGAUACAUUCCCCAUGGAAGAUGUGCAGGCAGAUGAUGCUCCAUGGCCGAUGGUCGAGAAGGCAAAGCCUAAAGACAAGAAGCAGCCCAAGCCAGAUGCACCUGAUCAGCCAAAGAAGACAGCUGGAUAUGUUGCAGCCCAGGGCACACAAGCUUUGACAGUUGUGAGCAAUACAGUGGACAAGAAGUCGGUGAAGCGUAAGCGAGAGGAUGACUGUGAUGCAGUGGGUGCCAAGAAACCUCGUGGUGAACAGGUGCAUGCUGCGGUCAAUUUCAUUGGGUUCAAGUGGGACAAUGCCAACUACAGCUGUGCUUAUGACAGUCUUCUGACUAUUUUGCUGUCAGUCUACCCAGAGUGUAAGCAACAGUGGCAGACAAUGGUACCUGAGCAGAAU